GUUAUAAUCAUUUAGCAAACAUAUUUCUACAAAGAUUAACAAAGCAAACAGUAUUCUAGGUCUUAUUAACAGGUCCUUGAGUUUUAAGAUGAAUGCACCUUUGUGAAACUGUAUACAGCUUUGAUUCGUCCUCAUGUUGAAUUUGCAAAUGUUGUGUGGAAUCCAUAUUUAAUAAAAGACAUAUCAAGUCUAGAAAAACUUCACCAAAGAGCAAUAAAACUAGUUUCAUCAUGAAAAGAUCUGACAUAUAUUGACCAUCUUAAAAAGCUUAAACUGCCGAGUCUAAUACAUCGCAGAUUUAGAGGGGAGAUGAUUCAGACUUUCAAAAUUGUUAAAGGCUUAGAAUGCUGUAUUUUUGAAUUUUUUUUUUAGUUGUUCGGCAUCAACAAGGGGACAUAAUUUAAAACUAGAAAUGCAACUUGUUGCUUACAUCAGUUUUCACGAUAUGUAAUUAAAACAUGGAAUAAUUUGCCAAAAAAUAUAGUAGACUCAUAAAGUGUUCAUGAAUUUAAAAUUAAGCUAGACCAACACUGGACCGGAAAGGCUCUAUAUAAAGUUUAAAAUGUUAUUGAAACAUUAUGCUGUUAAAAUUAUACAGCAGUGUGAACAGAAAUAUGUACAGUAUAAGUGUAUAUGAUUAAACAUAACAGUGAGGAGACCAAUAUGAAGUAGUAGUGAAAGUUUGUCAAAAGAAGUGGGGCUUAAAAAAGGUUUGGCCCUUCCAUCAGAGCCCAGAAUCAUCCUACAGGUAUCCUACAGGUAUAUAACAGAUGAAUCAUGUCCUUGGUAGAUUUAGGCAAGCGUCUAUUGGAUGCAGCUAAACGUGGUGAAACAGAUGAAGUUCGAACAUUGAUGUCAAAUGGUGCACCUUUCACUACAGAUUGGUUGGGAACAUCACCUCUGCAUUUCUCAGCACAGUAUGGUCAUGUUGCUACUGCUGAAGUUUUAUUGAGAGCUGGAAUAAGCCGAGAUGCACGCACAAAGGUGGAUAGAACACCAUUACAUGUGGCAGCCCAGGAAGGACAUGUAGAUAUUGUGAAUAUCUUACUCCAGCAUGCUGCUGACAUAGAUGCAAAAGACAUGCUGAAGAUGACCCCUUUGCACUGGGCCACAGAAAAAGGUCACCUUGAUGUUAUAGAAGUUUUGCUGAAAUCUGGGGCAGAUAUGACUUGUGAAAAUAAGUUUGAAAAAACACCUCUUGAUAUAGCAAUAAUGAAUGGACGACCAGACAUUGUACAAACUAUACAAAUGGCUCAGCAUACAGCAAUCACCAAUCUUGAACCACAGGAAACUGUCACCAUAGAAACAUCAGAAGUUGAUGGACCAGACACAGUUAUAGAAAAUGCUGAACAGAUAUCAAUAGAUGGUCAUACAAGUUUAGCCUCAGACAAUGAUGACAGUAAUAUAUUACUACAAAAUAUACGCUCUGUAAAAUCAGAAAAUGCAGAUGAUUCAACAGAGGAGAGCAAUAGUACAUCUGUAUUAGCAACAUUAGCUGCCCUUGCAGAAGCCACUGCUCAAAACACAACAACAAGUUCAAGUAAUUCUGAUGCUAUUAAUUGGUUAGAAAGUCAGGGAAUAACAAUGAUAUCAACAUCAGAUGGUAAUAUCAUAACAUCUGCUGUAGAAAGUGGUCAAACAAUAACUCUUACAGAGGCAGGUAAAAUAGCUUUAAACAUAAUCAAGCAACAAGGAUUGAGUCCUGAAGAGGCUGUAUUACAAGGUGUCACAACAGUUAAAGAUGAUGAAGGGAAUGUUACAUAUGUGACAGAGGCAGGUGAGAUAACUACAGAUGAUGGUCUACAGACGGCAUCAACAAUGCCAAACUCUGUCAUAAUACAUGAAGUUACAUCGCAUGAGAAUGGUUUUGAAUCAAGUGUAAGUGAGACAAAUGAAGGAGGAAGUAAACAUCCGAGAUUAAUGGAGGAUGAGGAGGAACAAAUAGAGACAACAGAGAUUGAUGUGGAUGCCUUGUUACAGAAGAAUGGCUCAGGUGAUGCAACAGAGCUGAUUGACGAGGAAACAGAUCAAGAUAAAUUGAAACGAGAGCUAGAAGAGAUAAAAAAACAAGCAGAAGCUUUUAAAGAACAAUUGAAACAAAAAGAUAAAGAUUUAGAAGAAUACAAGAAAGCAUUAGGAGAAAUAUCAGACAAAUCAGACAGUGAAAAAUAAAGAAAAAGUAUAUGAUGUGUAGUGAAAUUGGUACUUUGCUUACGUUUGUCCUGUUUUAGAUUUGGUAAAGAAUGAAAGAUUGUGUAUAUUGAUUUGGUACAGUGAUAGAUUAAGUACAAUACUUUAUUUUGUAUGUAAUGAUGUGAAGGGUUGUAGAUAGAGAAAAGUUGACGUGCCUUAUACCAGUGAUUAUUCGUGUAAAUGAAAGAAUGAUGAGUGCAAAUAAAAUCAUGUAGUAAAUUGAAA
Molecule: messenger RNA, 2418 nt
Organism: Ruditapes philippinarum (Manila clam)
Lineage: Eukaryota; Metazoa; Mollusca; Bivalvia; Venerida; Veneridae
Product: GA-binding protein subunit beta-1-like
Exons: 11
Coding region: 778-2172 (464 amino acids)
Biological process (GO): positive regulation of transcription by RNA polymerase II
Cellular component (GO): nucleus
Molecular function (GO): protein binding; transcription cis-regulatory region binding
Source: RefSeq, a predicted model, not a curated record